Nasonia vitripennis (jewel wasp) is the source of this 5492-nucleotide messenger RNA. It is a transcript of the gene NKCC, whose product is annotated as bumetanide-sensitive sodium-(potassium)-chloride cotransporter. Gene Ontology annotation, biological process: chloride transmembrane transport; potassium ion homeostasis; cell volume homeostasis. The transcript is spliced from 20 exons. Lineage: Eukaryota; Metazoa; Arthropoda; Insecta; Hymenoptera; Pteromalidae. Gene Ontology annotation, molecular function: sodium:potassium:chloride symporter activity. The record is from RefSeq and is a predicted model, not a curated record. Gene Ontology annotation, cellular component: membrane. The coding region runs from base 356 to 3487 and encodes 1043 amino acids.
AGAUCAGGUGUUCGGCUCUCACGAGUCGGUAUAAACCGGCGCGCGGACGUUCGAAUGUUAAUAGUCGCAGCUUGCGCUCUUCUCUAUCGUCCACUGAGUUUAAACUUAUGGACUAUUGUAUACCUGUAUGGUCAGUGGACGGAUUAUAAUUCAACAAGUGGUUUAUUAGUCAGCUCCGAAAUAGCCGACCAUCUCUCGAAAUCGCCGCGAAGUACAUAAAAGACUCGACAAUGUCGUGCAGAAGACAGACACUCUACAUCACCUUGUAGUUGACACUAUAUCCUCGAAAGGACUUGGGCCGUGAGCGAUUACAAAGGCAAAAUUUAUUUCGUGCAUAUCAACGCAGGACGUCAAAAUGAAGCGCAAACUGUCCUCGAUAUUCAGAAUCGGAAUGGAGGGUCGGUUCCAGUCGAAAGGCGCCGAGGCGGACGGCAACAACGGCGAGCAGAUCACGAUGAACAGCAAGAGGCCGACGAUGACGCUCAACGUCAACGGCCUCUGGGAUGUCGUCCCCCGCUUGGAUCACUACAGACUGAGCAGACGCGCGAAGCGUCCAUCCCUCGCCGAGCUCCACGAGGGAAACCCCGCUAAGGACCUGAUGAACGCAGCCACCUUGGAAGCCGGUCUUCCGAUGGGUGGACACAACGCCAGCGGUCAAGCAGCCGCGAAAAAGCACGUGGGCAUCAAGCUGGGCUGGAUCCAGGGUGUGCUGAUCCCCUGCCUGCUGAACAUAUGGGGCGUCAUGCUGUUCCUCCGUCUCUCCUGGGUCGUCGCCCAGGCUGGCAUCCUGCACACCUGCAUCAUCAUCGGCAUAUCCGCCUUCGUCUGCGUCAUCACGACCCUCAGCCUCAGCGCCAUCAGCACUAAUGGCGAAGUAAAGGGAGGGGGCAUCUACUUCAUAAUCUCUCGAUCCCUCGGUCCGGAGUUCGGCGCCUCGGUCGGCAUCGUCUUCGCCUUCGCCAACGCCGUGGCCGCCUCGAUGAACACCAUCGGUUUCUGCGACUCGCUGAACCAGCUGCUCCACGAACACGGUCUGAAGAUCAUCGACAACGGCUUCCACGACGUUCAGAUCGUCGGAAUUGUCGCGAUACUCGUAAUGGUGCUCAUCUGUGCCAUCGGCAUGGAGUGGGAAUCAAAGGCGCAGAAUUUCCUGAUCGCCAUCAUCGUCGGCGCCAUCGUCGAUUUCCUCAUCGGUGCGCUCAUCGGACCAAGGAGUCUUCAGGACAGAGCUGGUGGAUUCACGGGAUUUAACAGCACCGUCUUCAUGGACAACUGGCUGCCCGACUACCGCUACUCCGAGGGCGCGAACCAGACCUUCUUCUCGGUCUUCGCGAUUUUCUUUCCGUCCGUCACGGGAAUCCAAGCCGGAGCCAAUAUCUCCGGCGACCUGAAAGAUCCCGCGAGUAGCAUCCCGGUAGGAACACUUCUGGCUCUGCUCAUGUCCAUGAUCAGUUACGUCACCUUCGUGUUCUUCGCCGGUGGAGCGGCUAUCAGGGACGCCAGUGGCGAAAUCCUCAACGGCACCAUCGCCAUGUGUGAUCCGUUCAGCAAGGACGGCUGCAAGAGCGGUUUGCAUAAUAGCUACUCGAUGAUGCAGCUAAUGUCAGUCUGGGGUCCGUUCAUCUACGCAGGCUGUUUCGCGGCAACCCUGUCAACGGCACUGACGAAUCUGAUCUCCGUACCACGUCUAAUCCAGGCUCUCGGUCAGGAUCGCAUCUAUCCCGGCCUGAUCUAUUUCAGCAAAGGCUACGGCAAGUCCGGCGAGCCGUAUCGCGGCUACGUGCUCACCUUCUUCGUCGCUGCGCUCUUCGUACUCAUCGCCAACCUAAACGCUGUGGCACCCCUAAUCUCGAAUUUCUACCUCGCGUCUUACGCCCUCAUCAACUUCUGCACAUUCCACGCGGCGCUCGUACGGCCGCUCGGCUGGCGACCCACGUUCAAGUAUUACAACACGUGGCUCUCACUUCUGGGAUUCAUUGCCUGCGUAGCAAUUAUGUUCCUGAUCGAUUGGGUAACGUCCCUCGUCACGUUCGUCAUCAUAUUUGCUCUCUAUCUGAUAGUCGUCUACAGGAAGCCGGACGUCAACUGGGGCAGCUCUACGCAGGCGCAGACCUACAAGACGGCCUUAUCCAUCGCCUACAGAUUGAACUCCAUCGACGAGCACGUGAAGAACUACUGUCCCCAAAUCCUGGCUCUAUCCGGUGCACCGAACGCCAGACCCGCCCUACUACACCUGGCCAAUCUCAUCACCAAGAACAACUCCCUUCUGAUCUGCGGUGAAAUCUACCCCUCGCGAAUGUCAUACCGAGUUCGCUCGGCUCACCUGCGUCAGGGCUACGCCUGGCUGCAACGUCACCGUAUAAAGUCGUUCUACCACGUAGUCGAGGAGUUGAGUCUGGAAAAAGGCGCCUCGGCGAUGAUGCAGACCUCCGGUGUUGGUAAACUCGCUCCCAACGUCGUUCUCAUGGGCUACAAGACUCACUGGAGCAGCUGCAGCUACAAGGAACUGCAGGAGUACUUCAACGUAUUGCAUAACGCCUUCGACCACCGAUUGGCAGUGGCGAUCCUUCGCAUCGCCGAGGGCCUGGACUGCUCGAGCGUCGGCAGUACAGGAAGCGCCGAGGACGAGCAACAUUCCGGCGCUCUCGUCCAGAGCAGUUACGACCUCGCCGGUAACACCCUCAUGCACGCCGACAGCGACCUGUCCAUGAGCGGACGCGGCAUUGCUCGAGUUCAAAGUGUCCCCAGUAUAGGAACACAAUUCAUUCCUCCGGAUGCUACGGCGCCUAUUCGAGACUCCCCGACGCACUGGAGUGCGCGGGAUCAUUUGAAGAACAAGAAGAGGCAUCUAGCUGAGAAAAUGUUGAUGAACAACAAACAAAACGGCUUAUCGGUGGUACCGGAGUAUUUGACGAUUUUCCAGAAGAAACACAAAAACGGUAUUAUCGACGUCUGGUGGCUGUACGACGAUGGCGGUCUAACUAUCCUCCUACCGUACAUCAUCAGCACCAGAACGAAUUGGGAGCACUGCAAGAUGAGGAUCUUCGCCCUCGCGAAUCACAAGCAGGACAUCGGCGCUCAAGAGAAAGAGAUGGCAGAAAUCAUGGCCAAAUUCCGCAUAAAGUACACGAGUUUGAAGAUGGUCGACGACAUAAGCGUGCAGCCUAAACAGGAGACUCAAGAUUUCUUUGACAAAGUCAUCUCGGAGUUCCGGAAAAACGACGCCUCGGAUAACGCAGAAUGCGUGGUGACCGACGCAGAGCUUCAAAGUCUGAGAGACAAAACGUUCCGACAGUUGAGGCUCCGCGAGCUCCUUCUAGAAAACUCCAGUCAGUCGACGAUGGUCGUAAUGUCCCUGCCGAUGCCGAGGAAAGGUGCACUCUCGGCGCCCCUAUACAUGGCCUGGCUGGAAGCCCUAACCCGUGACAUGCCACCCACGCUCCUGAUCCGGGGCAAUCACUCGUCCGUACUGACCUUCUACUCGUAGUACUCAGCCGCCGCAACUGACCCCCGCUAUCCUAAUACCCUAAUCAUAAUUGCCCUAUACUUAUGAUAACUCACAACACCCGCGUCUUAGUUACUUAUUUCUUAAUAUAAUAAUUUAAAUUUACACGAUUUUAGUCGAUCGGCUAUAUCGGUAUAUAUAUAUAUAUAUAUAUAUAUAUAUAUACACAAUGUGUACGACGUGCCCUCGCAUCUGUGCUGGCGAAGAGGCGCAGCCGUUUUAUCGUAUAAGCGUGUGAGAGCGAGAGUGAUUGUAAAGAUUGACAGAAACGACGAGGGAGUAUUUUGAAUCGCAGUGAGUGAUGUGUGAGAAUCGGCGAUGACACAUGUUUUUAUUUUAAUUUUAUAACUUUAUUCAUUUCUGUUUAACCGACGUUUUCAUCGAAAUCUUAUAGCUUCGUGAUUUCAUUUCGACUGAGAGUGUUUUCCGACAUGAAAACGAUGAUAAGCAAUUGAGUUGUCUUUGUAAGUAGAUGCUUGCGCAACGAGAAACGUCAAUUUUUAAGAACUAUAUACGUGCAGGACUGCAACGCGAGCGUAUCACACACGUCGGUCGAACAGAUUUUUGCUCUGACAUAAAUUUUAUAUCUGAAUAUUGAAUUUUUCGUAAGUUUUAGCGUUGAGCAAUUAUUAAAAUCAAAAUGCGAGUAUGAUUAGUUGUGACUGAGACCUAUAUAUUAUAGCUGUUGAAAAUCAAAAGUUAAUUUUUUAGUUAUACCAAACUCGUAUAGCAUUUUAUUUGGUUCGCAAUUAUAUGAAUCGCCUUUGCCGCCCAAAUCUUAACCGACACACCAGUGAACGAAAACAUACAUAACAUACAACUAUAAGUGAGAAUAACAAAUUGUUCCAAAUGUAAACUUAGAGAAGCUAUAUCGAUAUUUUUCUGACAACUAUACUUUAUUAGCUGACAGAGAAAAGCGUUUCGACGUAAAUGAAUCUCUUUUAUUCCUAUAUAUAUAUUUGUGGAGUUAUACCGACAAGAUAAUUAUAUAUAGAAAGAGUUUUGUCGCAAAACUGCUGAACUUAAAAAGCCCAUAAUUUAUACAUAGAACUAUUUAGGAAGCGUAAACUUGAAUAUAACUGGUAGGCGUAAGUUGCUUUUAUAAAGUAACUAUACGUGUGAAGUACAAGAUCCCGUUUUCUUCUGAUUAUUGAGAAGCGCAAUAUGUUGAUUUUUUUAUUUGGGGACUUUGUACUUCAGACAGUGCAAUUACUUAAAUGAAACGUUGCAAUCUUUUUUUUACAGACUUAACGCAUCAUAAUCGUUUUUUUUCUUACAUUUAACUAUGCUUUUGGCUAAAAGUCCAGGGUUGACAAGCCAUAAUAUUUUAUUGUUUAAUCUGGUCUUAACAUCGAUAUCGCAAAAAAAUUGACGUACCAAUCAGUCAUUAUAAAAAAAUUAUGUUAAGACUGGAUAACGAAAAUUGUAUUACCAACGUAGUAUUUAAGUUUAAGGGAUACUUGUUACAAAAAUCUUUGUGAGAAUAUGGGACGACGCACUUGAAUUUUCGACCGUUGAUUUCAUCGUAGCCAGAGUAUUAUGUAAUAAGCAAACAACAACGAUUAUUUUUACCACGUGAGAUUUAGUGAUUAUACCCUUAUAAAUUAAUAUAUGCACGGAUGAAUCUAAUUUUGCCGUGACGGAAGUUAGCAGUAUUUUAAUCGUUAAUUUUGUAGAUUCUCUCAACCGUAAGUGCAGAUAUUUUGUUUCCGUAGCGCUUAACGAUAAUAAUAAUAACUGAAAAACAAAAGGUUUAAAAGACACGAGCUUUUUUCAGUGAAAUUCGUUUCACGGUAAUAAUGAUGUCAAAUUAUUGCUCAUCGUAACGUGUAUAUAUGAUUUUACUUUUUUUUUGUCAAUAUCCGAAAAGCACGAUUUCGAUUGAAUAAAUCUUAAGAAAUUUUUGUUGCGAAUUAAAAAAAAAAAAUUAUAAAUUGAAUUAAUAUUAAGUGCCAAGAAGUGAUCAUAAAAUAAAGUUAUACGCUCG